CAAUAAAUCCGUAAUUAUGCUUAAUUUGGUCGGUGAUUAAUUCACAUGUGUAUACAGUGUACAAUAUAUUUUAAAGCGUGGGUAGUAAAGGUCAUCGUUAUUACAAAGCAUGCUUAUGUAAUUGUGAACUGUUAUUUUUAUCUGACGCACAUGGUGAUAAUUUGUUAAUAACUUGAGAUACUGGGCAUGCUUGUCAUUGGCCGGCGAUGAUUGUAUCAUGGCUAAAGGAUCGGAAUAUUUGGAAUAUUUCAAAACACGUUCGAGUGGAUUGGUUGAGGUCUGAAGUCAAGUGAUUUCUAAAACGAAUUUUAAUUUUGUGUUGAGUUUUAACGCUGCCAAUUUAUUACAAAUGUAUUGUUUGUAACAGAAUACGGUGACAAUGUGCAGGUGUUUUAACUGACAAGAUCGUACGCGAGCCUGUCUGCCGGUGGGUGUUAAAAAAGCAACACAGUAAUCUAUCCCCGAGUGUAAAAAAAGUUUGUGAAAGUGGCCUGACGUCACACUCCCACAAUGCUUACCGCCCCCUAACUCGGUUGCAGCCUGAGGAGAGCCACACACACUCACUCCCAGGCCCCGAAUAUCUAAAUUAUUGGGAGGGGGGAAAAGUCGUUUAAAAUUAUUUUAUAAACAAGUAAAGAAGACAUCGAAGAGAGAGCGUGGAGUUGGCGGCGUGGGUCUCUCCCAUGGUGGCUUUCUACUCGGGAUGGACGUUUACCGGGGCUCCAAGUGAAAGUUGACUAAUGCAGUGCUGGAAACUUUUUGAGUCAAGAUGCAGAAGAGUAUUUGGCACUCGCCGCCAAGCGUGGCUCUUGGAACUGGGUGAGGAGGAGACGUGAGAGGAGGAAAAGUGCAACACAAGGAAAUAAAGACAGACAGCAGGAUUAAUUCUCGCUCAUCUCGAUGUUUCACUCAAGCUUCUACUGAGCCGCCACUUCGCCACCCAAACCACCUGUCGGCCCUCCAACUUCCGACAUUGAGCCCACGAGGCAGGGGAACCCCGAGUGGACUUUCAUGGCAGCGGCUCUCUAGGGCUGCCAUGGCAGCUGCUGCCGCCGAUGCCUCACACCGUAUUACCGCACUGACGCCGGAGGAAGAGGGACGACGGACUGCCGUCAAGUUGUUUGGGAGCGCCGGCUCGCUGCCACGCACAGAGCGAGAGAGGGGGAAAGAGAGAGAAGACGAGGAAGAAGAGGCGGGGAGAGGGAACGAGUGUUUGGUGUGCGGGGCUCUGUUCGCCUCUCAGGAGAAGCUCCGGCUCCACGCCGUGAGUCACACGGGAGAGAAACCUUUCCACUGCUCACAGCCGCACUGCCCCAAGGCCUUCAGCUCCAAAUACAAACUCUUCAGGCAUAUGGCCACACAUUCUCCACAGAAGACCCACCAGUGCUCGUUCUGUGAGAAAAUGUUCCACCGUAAGGACCACCUGAAGAACCACCUGCAGACCCACGACCCCAACAAGGAGGCCUUCAAGUGCGAGGAGUGCGGCAAGCCCUACAACACCAAACUGGGCUACAAGCGCCACGUGGCCAUGCACUCGGCCACAGCGGGGGACCUCACCUGUAAAGUUUGCAUGCAGAGGUACGAGAGCACGCCCGUCCUCCUGGAGCACCUCAAGAGCCACUCGGGGAAAUCAUCCGGCGGGGCCAAGGAGAAGAAACACCCGUGCGACCACUGCGAUCGCCGUUUCUACACGCGGAAGGACGUGCGGCGACACAUGGUGGUGCACACUGGCCGAAAGGACUUCCUGUGCCAGUACUGCGCCCAGCGCUUCGGCAGGAAGGACCACCUGACGCGUCACGUGAAGAAGAGCCACUCGCAGGAGCUGCUGAAGAUCAAGACCGAGCCUCCGGAUAUGCUGGGCCUCCUCGCCUCCGGGUCGCCUCCUUGCACCGUGAAGGAGGAGCUCAGCCCCAUGAUGUGCAGCGUGGCUCCGAAUAAGGACCCCAUGAUGGGCAAGCCUUUCCCAAGCGGGGCCCCCUUCCCCAUGGGCGUGUACAACCCCCACCACCUGCAGGCCAUGUCAAACUCCGGAGUGACCCACCCUCACCCGCCCCUGAUGUCGGCGCCCCUAUCCAUGGGCAUGGGCUGCCACAUGGAGUCCACUGGAUCCCUGCACCCCCACUCCCAUCACCACCACCACCAUCACCACCACCACCAUCACCACCGUUCCCCUCCGCCGCCCCCGCCCCACCACCAGCCCUCGGUCCCCCAGCAGCAGCACCAUUCCCAGCAAGCCCCCAAAUACCAGCUGGGAUCUACCUCAUACCUGCUGGACAAACCCUUGAAGGUGGAGAUGGAGAGCUUCCUCAUGGAUCUGCAGAGUGGCUUGCCGGGCCCGCUUCCCUCCGCGGAGCCUCACGCUGCUGUUUCGCCCCCCAAGGAUGGACUGGAGCCUCCCGCUGGCCUGCCAGAAGAACUUUGCGGAGAUCCCCUGCUGUCCAAGAGCCCCGCGGUGAUCGCCGAGUCUCUCUCUGCUGCUAACAUGGACUUCUCCCACUUGCUGGGCUUCCUUCCGCUCAACCUCCCUCCCUACAGCGCCCCCAUGAGCACGGGAGGACUGGUGAUGGGUUACACUUCGUCUGCCGCCUCCUCGUCUUCCUCCUCCUCCUCUUCAUCUCUGCACGCUGCCGAGCCUCACGCCGCAGCAGUUGCCGCCGCAGCCGCCAUGGCGCCUCUUACCUCUUUGCAACCACAACCUCAGGAGCAUCAGAGCUCCGGCGGGGGUCUUGGACUUGGACCUCUGCACCCUCUUCCACCAGUAUUCAGCUCCAGCCUUAGUACCACCACACUGCCUCGCUUCCACCAGGCUUUUCAGUGAGAGUUUUCAAAGCUAGAUUAAAACAAACAGUGAGUAGAUUUUGAAUUUAAAAAAAAAAAAAAAGAAAGAAAAAAGAAAAAGAAAAAAAAAAGAAAAGAGAGAAAACUUAGAUGCCUUAAAUGAAAGCACACACAAGAUUGGAAUUUAUCCCUAAAAGUAUACAAAAGGCCCUUUUGGAAAAAUGGGGUGAAAAAGAAAAGGAAGCUGCUUUUAUUUGGGAUUUUAUUUUCCUUUUACCUCUAGUUUUAAUGAUGUAUUAAUGCUUUUUUUUUUUUCCAUUGCCAUUUAUGUCCCCUUAUAUUUGCAUCCCCAUUUAGUAGCGUAGCAGGCAGAGUCACGGUACUGCUUUCUUCCUAAAGCAAUAGGACACAUAUAUCAAAGUUUAGUGACGAUCUUUAUUGUUGUUACCCAGAAAAAAAUAUAUAUAUCGUUUGAAAUGGAUAUUUUUGUUUGACUUAAUUUUCCUUUUCCCUGAACCACAGUAGAACGUCUCAUCUUGAGAGGGAAAAGAAGAGCUACGGAAUCCGCAAUUUACCUCAAACGUUCUCCCAUUUAAUCGCACAAAUGGGAUCCUUCUGGGGACAAAAAAAAAGUGCUCUUUUCGCAAUCUGUAAAUUUGGCGGAUGGCUCCUUUUUUAUUGCUUGGCGUCCGUUACAGUCACGUUUGAAUGGAAAACGGAAAAAGCAUCUGGCAUUUUAAAGGGGAAAAAAGAAAGAAUGUGAAAAGUGUUGGUUUAAACAUGAUGCAGAUUUAAAAAAAAAAAAAAUCAUCAAGAGAAGCACUUUUUUAUUUUACCCGAAGGCAUUUCCAUCUUUAGGAAUCGGCUUUGUUUCAAACCUCAUGAUCGUACUUUUGAGGUCGCAACACCCAGAAUCGACUUCCUUCCAACAGUUAUGCUAAAAAGUGGUCUUGUGGAGCAUUCUUAACUAGCCCAUAAAAAAAGAGCCUGUACUUGCGAGAAUUUAGUAGGGAUUUGCAAGGAACGUCAAAAACUGAUAUUUCUCCCUGUAAAAGCUUUGGCAUUUUUCUUUUCAACGCUGAAUGUUAUCAAAAUAUAUGCCAUAACCCCCCUCACGCAAAUUCCAAAAUACAACACUUGUUAUUGGCAAACGAUCCUUUUUUUUGCGCAGCGGCAUGUCUGGUCUGUCGCAGUGGACGACAUGCUACUUGUUUUUUAUCUGGAGUACAUCACUGCGAUCCCGUUCAAAAAUAAAAUAAAAAAAAUCCUGCUUUCUGACUAAAUUCUCGUAUGUCACGGCGCAUAAAAUCGGCCUCUUUAGCUUGGGCCGUCUCUUUCGAAAAGAUGUCAUGAGGAUCCCUGACAUAUGUGAAUGCUUAAAACAAAAAAAAAAAAAAGAGUUACAGAGGCAGAUGAGGAAAAAAUGUGUUCAAGAAUGUUAUUGCAGUGUACGAAAUAUCUCAAAAAUGAUUAGCGUAAACACUUUUAUCUCAGUAAAUGCGUAUUUUAUCUAGUUUAACAAAGUGAUGAUGUUUCUUUUUGGUUGUCCGGCAGGUUUACAUUUGUGUUGAUCCUCUCUCUCUCUUUCUCUCUCAAACAAUGGAUGAAGUAUUAGUUUUUGUUUUUGUUUUCCCUUAAGCUUUCUCUCAUAUCCAGUCAUUACCUUCACAUGUACUUGAGUUAGGAGAGCGGAAUCAGAACUGUGGACGCUACGAUAUUUAUAGCAGGCUCUUAAUGGCUUCAUCGUCACUUAGGAUUUGAUCUAGCUAGAAUGUGUCAAUAAGAAUGCUGACAUGGACGAACCUACUACGCGCGAUCGUAGGUCGCCGUUCCAGAUAUUUUCAAUCCUGUUCACCGCCAGACUAUAGGAACCUGAGCCCAAAGUUAACCCUACGCCUCAAAAGGUCACAUAUAGUGGAUAGAGAAAAUGUGGUUUAAGGCCAUGAGAACUCACGCAAAAAAAAAAAUUCAAGCAAAACUAAGGGAAAAUACAAUUCACUUGAAAAGGAGCAAAUCGUUUAGUAGAGGGGAAUAAAAAAAAAACAAAAAACUUAGUUUUAGUACCUUUUGCUUUAAUGGGGUCGUUCAGCAUGAGACAUCUUAACUAGGCAAUUUUUGCCCGCUCUUCUGUCAAAAUUGAUUUCUAUUUGGACCUGCUCGUAAGUGCUUCCACCUUGACUUAUAAGGCUGCUGCUAAAUCUGAAGAAAAACAGCCUCAAAGCACGAUGCUGCACUGUGAGCAUACGCUUCCACUGCUUUUGUUUUAGACCAAGCGCCAAGUCCGCGCCUCGAGAGCCCCUAUCCAGUCUGUUUUCGAUGUCUCCCUCUUCCAACACGCCUGAUUCAAACAAUCGGGGUCCUCAUUUAGUUUAGCAAAGGCACAUUUUUUUUAAGUUCGAAAAAUCGCACGUCACAUCAACAAAGUUGUCACAAAAAGAGUAUACAUUUGUCAAUUAGAUACUAGAAGAUCAUUUAUUUGUUCUUUCUGUCACUAUGAGUUACUGGCACAGAUAACCGGACAAAGAUGCAAUAUUUGUUAUUCAUAAAUACUUUUCUUACCAGUUAAGUGAAGUUUUAUUAGUUUCCGCACACCGUUAGAGCUCUCGCGGCACACUAAUGUGCCACGGCACACUGGUUGGGAAUCAUUGAUUUAAAACAGACUUGAUAGGGCCUCUUGAGGACUGGAUUUGCGCACCUCUGAUUUAGAAUAAGCAUCCUUUUUUGCAAUAGAGUCACACUUUAACCUUCUUUAGACAAUAACCCAUUUGCCCACAUGUUUGGAGAGAGGCAUAACUUUUUUUGAAAUGUAGGAAGACCUUUUUUUGGGGGGCCUGGGGGGGUCUAGCAUCAAAUAAUAGAGAGCGGUGAAGAUGUAGCAUGCUGGAAGGCUCCCGUCAAUCCGUCAUUAAAGCAAAAGGCGGCUCCACAAAGUCAACGUUUUAGGCUGUCGACGAUCAUUUUGGUGGUUUCUCGUAUUGAUCAACUCACGAUUCCUUUAUCCACUAUAUGUACUCUCAUUUAAAGCUACGGCCAACCUCAUGCCAUGAGUUAUGAGAAGGCCACGCCCACUUCAGGCUGUUGAGCUGUUGAUGAAUAACAAACACACACACA
This is a messenger RNA of Hippocampus comes (tiger tail seahorse), 5889 nucleotides long. It is a transcript of the gene plagl2, whose product is annotated as pleiomorphic adenoma gene-like 2. Gene Ontology annotation, biological process: regulation of gene expression. Bases 1037 to 2818 code for a protein of 593 amino acids. The transcript is spliced from 4 exons. Lineage: Eukaryota; Metazoa; Chordata; Actinopteri; Syngnathiformes; Syngnathidae. Gene Ontology annotation, cellular component: nucleus. The record is from RefSeq and is a predicted model, not a curated record.